CAGGCUGGUCUUGAACUCCUGACCUUGUGAUCUGCCCACCUUGGCCUCCCAAAGUGCUGGGAUUACAGGUGUGAGACAUCGUGCCUAGCCAUAGGUAUGGUCUCUUUUUUAUGGCUAAGAGAAGCUGGAUAUGUAUAGUGACCCAUGGUAACAUUGACAUUGUAGUUGUCUGGAGUUUUGGAGAGGCAGUCUAGAUCCUGUUAGAACCAUAGAGAGAGAGAAAGAGAGGAAGCCAUAAGUUUGGUUCAAAAAGAAAACUGAUUCCAGUGGGAAGUCUUUGUUGUAAGAAAAGGGAGAUGAUGACAGAUUGGUAGGGUAGAGGCAGAGCACAAUAAGCUGGAAUACCAAGAGGAGACAUUUGGACAUGAUACAAUUGGUGAUAGGGAACCAUUAAAGAUUCAUGAAAAGAGAAGUGACAGAUGAGCAUGUUGUUGCAAGGUGUCCUUUGCCAGGCAUAUGAAGCUGCUGGGAAAGGAUGUGAGUUAUUGGCCCCUCCUUCAGUGGACAGGGUUGGGCAGUAGUGAUUCACAAACUCCAUCAAAACCCAGCCACAUCAGAAAACACAAAUGAUUUAUUUUUGCAUUAGCUUCCAGUUAUUGUGUGCCUUCCUGUGGUUCGGAUAUACACCACUAUAUAUUGUGGAGGGCUUGUAGUUGGGGGAUUGUGGAGGGCUUGUAGUUGGGGGAUUGUGGAGAAUGGUCACCUGUGUUAGGGGAGGCAGGCCAGUCACCUCUGCUUAACCACAGGUAGAAUUGCCAUCUGUGACCCUGGUGCCUUGAAAGGUGUGUCUUGAAUGGUUCUUUGACUCUUCAGAAACAAUCUGGGAGCUGAUUCAUUCUGUUCUCACUUGCCUGCUUCCUUUAUGAGCGAGUAGCAAAUUUCUAAUUUUACUGUUAGGAGAAUAUUUUCAAUGUCCUUUUUUAAUCUUUCAAUUAAGUUGAACCUUUCAAUUAAGUUUAAUUAAUAUUUCUUCCCACUACCUACUGUUUACUGCCCUCACCCUGUCAUUUAUUAGAUUGCUUAUAUUUCCACAACUACAUUGUGACCUUAGCACAUGAACUUAAUCAUUAACUAUCAUAGUCUUAAAGAACAGCCUUUGGACUCAUUUUUAAGAAAAAAAAAAAACACUACUAAAGGGAUUCUCUGUCUUCUCAGAUUCCCCCACAUGUCCAGCUAACCCAGCCACUCUCAUUCUCUACCCUACCUGUACUCUCACCUUCCAGACCCCCCUUGGCUCAGGAAGAUGGCCCAGCUGAGGAACAACCUCCCUUUUGGAAAAAUGUGCUCCAGUUAAAUCAUACCAGAAACCCUUGACCCAGGAGGGGCCUUGGGAUACAACUGACAAUUAAAUCUCCCGUUAUCAGGAGAUCUUGCAACUGAGAACUGAGUGUCCCUUCCACCUUACUCAUAAUUGACAGGGGCCAGUGCCUUGUGUGGGCCUGAGAUCACCUGGCAUCACCACACUUCACCCCACCUUCUUCCACUUCACCUCACUUUCUCUCCUGCUUGAGAGACAACUAGAAAACUGUGAGUAGCCCUUCACCCUUGGCAUAGUGAAGCAGCUUUCUCACUAAUGCCCAAUUCAAAGAAGGAGAAAAAUUCUUGCUUUGAUUUGCCAUGGGAGGGUGGGGGAAAGGGGAAAUUAAAAAAAAAAAAAACUACUUUGAGCUGCACCCUUAAUAUUUUUGCAAAAAUCAAUUAUAUUUGGUUUCUCUUUUGAUCAUGAAGGUGGUGGUAUAGUUUAAGGAUUAGGGACAUGGAUCCUACUGGAAUCAGAUACUAUUGAACUAGAAUUUUAGUUCUAUCACUUGCUAGCUGUUUGAGCUUGGGGAAGUUUCUUAACUUCUUUGAACCUCAAUUUACUUGUCCGUAAAAUGGGAUAAUAACGCUUGCCUUGCAUGGUUAUUGUAAAGAUUAGAGAGUGUCUGUACAGCAAGAUUUCUGGGACCUAGUAAGGACUCCAUAAAAGGUAGUUGUUAUUAUUAAAGCUAAUUAUUUAUGUUUGCAACAACCACAGGGUUAAGCUCAUUGUCCCAACAUCCUUUUUUCUCAACCCUCAGCUUGCUUGCUUUUGCCUUCCUGAAGCUGGAGAUAUUUAUCCUCAGGGUAAGAGACAUUGGAUAUGAAGGAUUUAAUAAGACAGAUUUUCUUGACAGAGGAAAGAUUGUUAGGUGCUGGAUGAGUGAGGAAAACUUGAGAGUGGCCUUUGCCAAGGAAAUCUAAAGUAAUUGCCACCCUGUCUGAGAGGCUUCACUCCUGUCUGAAGGUAGGAAUGGGGGAUGGAUAGAUGGAUGAAUGAAUGGAUGACAGCCUUUGGCUGGCCUUUUAAGGAGUGCAUUCCCAGGAAAAUAGCCUCUACUUUUCGCAGUGUGGGAGUGAGGGCGGUGGGGUGGAUAUUGUUUUUAAGUGAGGGAAACCUUGUAUUCCAUACUUAAGGGGUCAUGUUCCCCCACCCUGGGAUGCUCUGUUGGCCUGAUUUAAGGAAAGCUUUCCAGUUGAUCUUUUCAUCUUCAGAAAUAACACCAGAAAUCAAUUAUGCCAUCACUUUCCUUAUAAAACUAACUAGCUUUCACUUAGCCGAUGGUGUUCUAGGGAUUCAGUGUGUCUGGAUAUUGGAUUUCUGUACUGCCUGGGCAAGGUUUUCUGAGAGUGGUAUGUGUGGUGUCUGUGAAUGAGGGGGUGGGGGAUGGCUCAGAGGGUGAGGAGUGGAGCAUUGUCUUCAAAAUCCCCGAGCAAGGGUGUUUCCAUGUCUACUACCCUAUUGAGGAUUCUAGCAAAUAGAGGUAGGGCUGGCUCAUUCAUAUAUAUUAAAAUAAAAUGUUAAGGGGACUUCCUUCUAAGAGCCAACUCUAAGGCAUUCUCUCCAAAUUUACUCGUCUCUGUUGCUAUCUCUUUUGUUAGAAUGAGAAGAUAAUCUUGAAAAAUUGUUUAUGUACAAAUCUAUAUGUUAAAUCCUACUUUUAGUGCAGAGAGGCAGCUUGCAAAAAGUAAUUUCCAUAGAGAGCCUUUUAGACAAACUCCUUUGGUAAUAUGAAUUAUAGCCUUUGAAUUUCUUGGUUGUUAAAUCUUGAUUUUUAUAUAUAGGUUUGCUUCAAGCAGUUCACCUAUUUACUUUUUAAUAGAACGACUGGGUAUGUUCCUUUUAUAAAAUACUCAGGGAGAUGGAACCAGUGUCAUGGUCCCUGGAGACUUAAGACCUCAGAGCUGUAGUCAGCAACUCUAUGAGUUCCAUCAGUAUGCCAGUUCCCAGCAGGUUUUCUCUAUCUGUAUUUUAAGGAGUUGUAUACAGAAUCACUUUUCAUGAUGACAAGAUGCAAGGUAAUAUGAUUUGCAAAAAGAACUGAAUGAAUCUUUUUUUCCCUCUUUAUUUUAAUGGAGGCAAACAAUGAAUUCUUUCCUUAGUUCCUUCUGUUGGUCUUUACUUUGGUUGAAACUUCGUUUUCCCUUUGCUCAGCCACCCUCUGGGGUUACCUGCUCCUUGGGCUGAAGUCCUGAGGCUUAGCAACAAGUAACCAUGUUGCCACUGAGGCUAGUGGGCACAGCUGAACACUAAUGUUGAGGUCCUAACUUUCAGCUUGAUUUGAUGAGAUGCCACUGCUAAGUGUCAUCUUUUUUUGGAUCCCUAUUUGACUGACCCUUCAGAUAAAACAGGUGGACAGGCAAAUAUUAAAUGGGAAAUGUUUCUGUGAAACAAAUUCUUUUAAUAGUGUUACCUCAUAAAUAAGUAACAAACACAACUCUACCCCCAACGUGCACUAGCCUGUAUAGCCAAAAUGAAAAAGUAGAUUGUAUCUUUGUUGCUUUUGUCAUGGUUUUACUUCAGUGAAUUCUCAAAUCAGAUCCCUGUUUGUACAGAAGUUUCCAAAAUAUUUGUUGUAAAUAGAUCUGAGCCAAUUUGGCUGUACAUUAGAUUCUAUUCUGGUAGAUAUCAUUAAUCUCCAAUAGUUAGAGGUAGGUAAGGGCUAUAGGUUUUCCCCACACAACCAGUAGAUUACAGUGAAAGCAAUUCUGAUUAAAUUCCACCACAUAACUGUUUAUUGAUAAUCAGGCAUAAGACAGUUACAGAGCCUGACCUGUACACCCAGCGACAUUCCAGCUUUUUUUUUUUUUUUUUUUUUUUUUUUUGCCAAGCACCAUAUUGUGUGAAAGGUUCACCGGAGAUAGAUGUGACAAUAUUUUAGCAGUAGGAUUUGGCUUACUUUCUCAUUAGAGGGCACAUCUGAGUCCUCCAUUAAGUUUCUGGACACUUAUGUUGAGACUCCUGAGCCUAACGUGUCAUUUUAAAGGGGUGAAGGAUGUUAGGCUAACCAGAGUCUUAUAUCCAAUUCAUGCAAAAGUGGGAGCAACUGAAUAUUUCUAAGUGAUCUAUCUAUCUUGAACACUAGGAAGUUUCCCUAAUGAAAUAUUUCUAGUAUCAAUUGUUGUAAUGAACAAACGAUCAGAAGUGAAGCAUGUAGUGUGGCUUUUUUCGCAUUAGAAAAUAGUUAAGGUAUGUUUAACACAGAGUAAAAUUUACCUUUUAAUGAUACAAUUCUGUGAAUUUUGACAAAUGAAUACAGUUGUAUGAACACCCCAGUCAAGAUAGAGAAUAUUCUCAUCAUCCCCAAAGAUUCCCCUAUAGCUUGAUUGUGGGAUUUUUUUAAGAACAGCUUUACUGAGAUACAAUUCAUAUACCAUACAAUUCACCGACUUAAAGUGUAUAAUUCAGUGGUUUUUGUAUACUACAUUUUUUUAAAAUUGUGGUUUAAGAUACACAUAUACAAGAUAUGCCAUUUUAAGCGUAUUUAAGUGUGCACUUCAGUAGCAUUAAUUUCAUUUGGAAUGUUAUGCAACCUCUGCUCCUAUUUCCAACAGUUUUUUUUUUUUUUUUUUUUUAAUCACACCAAACAGCAGCUCUGUACACAUUAAGCAAUAACUUCCAAUUCUUACCUCCCCCAGCCCCUGGUAACAACUGUUAUACUUUUCUGUCUCUAUAAAUGUGCCUAUUCUAGGAACCUAUUAUAAGUGGAAUCAUACAAUAUUUUUCGUUAUUUGUCUGGCUUGUUUUACUUAGCAAAAUGUUUUCAAGGUUGUAGCAUGUAUCAGAACUUUGUUCCUUUUUUAAGGCUGAGUAAUAUUACAUUGUAUGUAUAUACUACAUUUUAUUUAUCCGUCAGUGGACAUUUGGGUUGUUUCUACCUUUUGGCUAUUGUGAAUAAUGCUGAAAUGAAUGUUGACAUACAAGUAUUUGUUUGAGUCCUUGUUUUCAGUUCUUUUGGGUAUGUAUAUACCUAAGAGUGGAAUUGCUGGGUCAUUUGAUAAUUCUAUGUUUAGCUUUUUGAGGAACUGCCAAACUGUUUUCCACAGCAACUGGCCACUUUACAUUCCCACCAGUAAUGUACAAGUGUUCCAAUUUCUACAUAUCCUCACCAGCACUUGUUAUUUUCUAUUUUACAAAUUAUAGCCAUCCUAACAAUAUGAAGUAGUAUAUCAUUGUGGUCUUGUUUUGCAUUUUUCCUGAUGACUAGUGAUGUUGAACAUUAUUUCAUGUGUUUAUUAGCCAUUUGUUUAUCUUUUUUGGAGAAAUGUUUGUUCAAGUUCUUUGCCCAUUUUUUUAAAAAAAACUGGGUUGUUUGUUUUUGUUGCUGAGUUGCAGGAAUUCUUGAUUGUAGGCUUUGAUUAGAAAUUUCAGUUGCUGAUUAAUAUCACCCCUGGAGUUUGUAUUCUCAGUUAGGGGUCUUCAGAUGUUAACAGCAGUGUGUGGUAAAUGUUUAAAGCUCUGAUUUAUGGCAUUUGUCAAUUUCCAUGGUCAAUUUCAAGCUACCAAUCUGGCCCCUAACUAAGGUUACAAAGGAGUUGGGAAGAGAUGUACACAAUCAACUGUUUCUAGCCAGUGCCCUUGGGCUCCCAGCAUGCAACCGAAUGUUAACACCCUAUGGUGUGGAAUAAAACUAACACAGAGACAUUUAUCACAGUGUCUAUACUGAAACUAUUUAAAUUAAAUUAGACAUAACUAAAAGUAAAUGAAAAUAAUUUUCAAUUACAACACAUUGGCUCCUUCAAUAAAAAUAAGAAUAGUUAUUUGUUGAGCAUGUCAUAUGAUAGAUGUGUUCUAAGUAUUAAUAGAUAUUAUUAGUAAAUAGAGAAGGAAAUGUAGAAUAAGUUAAUAGGCUAGGACUAGAGCCCAUGUGUCUGACCUCUGUACCACACUGUCUUCUAUCCCAUUAGUGGAAUUUACUUACUGAGUGGUGACUACUGUAAACAGAGUAGACUACUUUCUUCUAACCCCAGGGAUGCUUCUUUGUUACACUGUACCCUCCAGCCUCUGUAAAACCUGUUUAAACUGGAAUGGAAAACUAAAGCUGUGGUAGUACUACCCAUCCACAAACUGUAAGGGGUUAAAAAUAUCCCUUUCCUGGUUGCAAAAAAGCAUGCGUUGUAAGACAAAUUUAAGCAAGUGAGAAAUGUCAAAAAUAGAAAGUGAAAGUCCCCCAUAAACCCAUCUGCUAGAGAUAAUCAUUAUUAACAACCAGCGCUUAUUCUUUCAGAGCUUUUUCUUUGCACAUUUUUAAAAUAAAAAUGAGUUGAUUCCUUAUAAUCUGAAACUUUUUUCACUUGAUAACAUAGGCUAUUUUCCAUGCCAGUGUGUAUAGCUCUACUUCAUUACUUUUAACAGCUACAUAAUAUCCCUUGUGUGAAGGAAAUGCAAGAGAUUUUGAAGGCUAUUUUGAAGAAGUGAUGACAGGUGGCACAUGGGACAAAAAGGUUGAUAACUACUGUUGGAUACCAACAAUAGAGGGACCAUACUUUCUCCCCCCAGAGGCUACCAUUAACUUACUUACCUGAAAUGAUAAGAUGAAAAUCCAUGAACACUGGGAACAGUUACAGGAAAACUCAAACUAAGCUUGUCGGGGAUAAUUGAGAGAUAAGACUACAUUAUCAACUACAUAUCAAAUUCCUUCACAUGUCUUUAGGGCUUUACAGCUCUGGUCUUUGAAACCCUAUUUGGAAUCUCUUUCUUAAUCUCCAGUAGGCCCUGCUUUGUGUUUGGGAAACAUUGUUUUCCAGGAAAUAACAACCGUUUAAUUUCUCUUCAUCUGUUCCUUGAGAGAUGGCUACCACCAUGUUUUCUUGCUGUGACAUCUGUCAGGUUUUUUGUUAUUGUUGUUUGGUUUUGAGACAGUCUUGCUCUGUCACCCAGGCUGGAGUGCAGUGGUGCUAUCAUAGCUCACUGCAACCUUAAAGUCCUGGGCUGAAGCAAUCCCCCCACCACAGCCUGCUGGAUAGUUGGGGCUGCCACCAUUCCUGGCUUUAUUAUUAUUAUUUUUUAACUUUUUUCUACAGAUGGGGGUCUCAAUAUAUUGCCCAGGCCAUUCUCGAAUUCCUGGGCUCACAUGAUCCUCUUGCCUUGGCCUCCCAAAGUGCUGGACUUACAGGCGUGAGCCGACAUGCCUGGCCCAAUAGGUCAAUUUUCAGUGGUAGCCAGUUUCUUUGUUUUCUCCUCUGUCCUAGGUACUUGUCACUAGGAAAGUGCUUAAUGAAUCUAUCAGGUGUGGCAUUUAUUAUUGUUGCAACAGGGAAUUGAUGAGAGAAAAGAAGGUUAUCUAGGGGAUGAGUUAGCCGAGAAGUGGAAGAAGACAGCUGUUGUUAGGUUGCUGUCAAAAUAGCUUGCUUUACUCUCUGGCAUGUAUCACUCCAGGGAAUGAAAUAAUCCAAGAAUGAUAAGCUCUCAAUUGCCAUCUGUUGGUUUGUGAUGCUGCUUGCCUUGUUCUAGUUAACAUUGAACACUGACCUCCCAUGGCACUUGGAGAAACUUAGAGGAGGCUAAGAUGAUCACAGGGUGUAAAGCAAACUGACUGAAUGCUUGCAGAGAGAUGGGCUAAAGGCCAAUGAUAUCAGUUUAUCAGGAUUUGUCUGCUUUAUACUCUCUUCCCCUUCCCUCUUUACCCCAGGGAGCUGGCAGAAUGGUGAUUCCUCUGUAAUAUGACGUAUUUAGAUUCUUUUAGCAGUUUAAAGAAGUUAAUUUAAUGGGGGUGAAGGGGGCUAAGUUUUUAGGGUUGAGGUCAGGUAAUAUCCUUUGUAAGAAAGAUUAUGGGUAUGUGAAGCUCAUGAAUGGACAUGUCAUUAUCUUUCAAAUUACAUGCUAAAGAUCAGGCUUAUAUCAUAUGUAUUUUACUGUGCCUUUUGGUCCGUAUCCCAGGCAAACCACUCUAUGCCAGCUGUGCUAGCUGCCAGUGGCCAUGAACUGUGCCAGAGACCCUGCUUCCCUGGCUUAGGUUGAUUGGACUAAGAGUGGCCACCUGUCACCAAGACAGCCCAUCUGUCACCUAGCAGGUAACAUGGGCUUGAUGAGCUGAGAGCUGGGUCUUUCAUAUUCCUCUCCUAGGAAAUUAGAAUUGGGAAGCUGAGAGUCUAAGGCAGUUUGCAACUGUGAAAACAGCCAAAAGAAGAUGGGGAGUGGAGCAGUCAUGGCAGUCAAUGUCCUAGCUAGUGUGGUGAAGGGACAGAAACCAUGAACAUACAGAGGGACCUUGCAAGGGAGGAAAAGAGAUGCCCUGAGAGACAGAAGAACUGUUUCCUACAGACACCAUGAAACCAGAACCACCUUCCAGUUCUCUUGAGGCCCAGCUUUAUCCUACCCUAGGAUUCGAAUGGGAUACCUGUAUUCUUUCCACAAACCUCCCUUUUCUUGAGCCAGCUUGAAUGAGACUCUGUUUUCUCACAGUGGAAAUUAUCAGACCAGAUCUAGGCCCCUACCUUUACAAUAGACUUCUGGGUUGAGUCAACAACAGUUGGUUGACAUUUAAGGUUAACAUGAAGUGCUGACUAUUCUAGGUAUUACGGGGAACAGUGGAAAAACACAGAUACCUGAUUAUUUCUCUCAAGCUCAGUGCUGACGUUAUGGGCUUUGAAUCCCUGUUCCUGGCAAACAGUGAGAAUGAAAAGAGGCAGGGAUCCUGACUGUUCAUUUAUCACUUCAGAGCUCUCAACCAACAGGGGGCCUUCUUUAUCCUAUUUAACCUCUCAGUAGAGUAUUUGCCUUUUGCUUAUUCCUCUUUCCAGUCAACUCUUGAUUAUUCAUAUAAUAGAGGAAAGCAUUAAUGCAAAUGAUAGAAGACUGCCCCACCCUGGCCUCUCUUCCCUGCCACAGCAGCAUCCAGUCACAGAAAUGGAAACAACUAGCAGGAGAGAUCUUUCUCCUGGCCUGCCCUCCAUGUCGGGGAGCUAUCGUUGUCUUCAAACUUUCACAGAAUUGCCCUUGUUUGAUAAGAGGAAUGAGCAGAAGCAUUUUCCUGAUCAAGAAGUAUUCCCGGGUGAAGCUUUAUUGGGCAUUUUUUCACUAAAGCUUUGGCUGACUUUCGCAAAACACUGUCAUAAUAGGCUACAGAUGCACAUGUUAAAUGGAGCUCUUCUGGCAUUGCUGUUUCCUGUGGUAAACACUCGGCUGCUCCCCUUUGAAUUGGAGAUUUACUACAUUCAGCAUGUUAUGCUCUACGUGGUACCCAUCUACCUGCUUUGGAAAGGAGGUGCUUACACUCCAGAGCCCCUCAGCAGUUUCCGGUGGGCUCUUCUCUCAACUGGCCUCAUGUUCUUUUAUCACUUCAGCGUCUUGCAGAUCCUCGGCCUGGUCACCGAAGUGAAUUUGAACAACAUGCUGUGUCCGGCCAUCUCAGACCCAUUCUACGGCCCCUGGUAUCGCAUCUGGGCCUCGGGACACCAGACUCUCAUGACCAUGACCCACGGGAAGCUGGUCAUCCUGUUCUCAUACAUGGCUGGGCCCUUGUGUAAAUAUCUGCUGGAUUUGCUCCGGCUUCCAGCCAAGAAAAUAGACUGAAGGUGCUUGUUUUUUUUUGUUUUGUUUUUGUUUUGUUUUUUUCUCCCUGAGGAAGCAAGUCCCAACUUGACUUGGAGAACACCCAGUUCUUGAUGAAAUCAUGGGAGAGGGCA
Molecule: messenger RNA, 9927 nt
Organism: Sapajus apella (tufted capuchin)
Lineage: Eukaryota; Metazoa; Chordata; Mammalia; Primates; Cebidae
Gene: TMEM164
Product: transmembrane protein 164
Exons: 7
Coding region: 9149-9814 (221 amino acids)
Source: RefSeq, a predicted model, not a curated record